AUGAAUGAAUGCAAAGAUAUAAAUGAAGAAGAAAAUAAAAUUUUAUGUCAAACAAAGGAAACAAAAAUUUCUAAAAAAAGAAAAUUAUAUGAAAAUGAAGAAAAUAAUAAUAAUAAUGAAGAAAAUCGUAAACAAAAAAAAAAAAAGAAAUUUCUGAAUAUUUUUAAUGGUUUUUUUAAUUGGAUAACUAGUAGAAGUAUAAAAAUACCAUCUAAAGAAAUUGAAUCUAUAAAUGAAGUAAAUUUUCUAAAUUUUAAUAAUGUUUUAUCUAAACAUUAUGGUUCAAAGGUUCUUUUUGUUACUGAUGAGUCUAUUGGGAAAUCAGAUAAUUUAUUGGUAGAUGAUAAAAUGGGAUGGAUAACAAGGAGAAGAAGAGACGUUGGACAUGAAUGGUUAAUAUUAAAAUUAAAAUAUCCAAGUAUUAUUUAUGGUAUUGAAUUAAAUUUUGAAAACAUUGAUGAAGAUAUAUGCCCUCAUUUGUCAAUUGAAGUUGUAGAAAAUUGUUCAAUAGAUGAUGUAAUUAAAGAAGAAGAAUUCAUUAUCAGUGAAACAGAAAAAGAUGAAAAACUUGUAAAAAAAAAAAGUUACAAUUUUUUAGAAUCUUAUAAAAUAGAUAAAUCUAUCUCAGAUUUAUUGGAAAGUCAAGAUACACCAUGGAUAGAAUUGUUGCAAGCUGAUUGUGUUGAUUUCUUAAAAUGUUUUACAAAAAAAAAAUUAUAUUAUUUUAAAAUAAAUGACCAAUCAUUAAUUAAACCCUGGACACAUAUUAGAAUUAAUUUAUAUCCAGAUGGAGGAAUUAAUAAAAUAAAUUUAUAUGGAGAGUUUGUUUCUUUAUUUAAAAAGCAUACAAUAGUAUCAAAACAAAAAAUAUUUUUAAAUAAGCCUGAAAAUGGGUGCACUUUAAUAUAUUAUCAUUGUGAUGAUAUAUAUAAAGGACACCCAAAAAAUAUGAUUGAUUCUUAUAAGACAGAAGGAUUUUGUACUAAUAGAUUAUUUAAUAGACCUCCUAUUAUUUUAAGAACACUCAUUUAUAAUUCUAUAAAAAAUAUUUCUAUCUUUAAAUUUGGUGUUAGAGGUAUUAUUGAAAAUUUUACAAUAGAUAUAGGAAAUUAUAAAUAUGAUCAUCCAGAAUGUAUUCAGAUUUAUUUAUUAGAUUGCAUUGAUAUUCUUACUUUAGAUUUGUUAGAACAAAAAAGAAUUUUUGAAGAAGAUGAAAAAUUACAAAAAAAAAAAAUUGAUUGGUUACAGCUACCACCAUGUAAACUAGCUACAGAUCAACAAAAAACAUUUUAUAAUUUCAAUUUAUUGGAAUAUAAUUUUACUAUUAUGGAAAGAACAGCUACUCAUUUUAAAGUUUCUUUACAUCCUGAUGGAGGUAUAUCUCAAAUUAAUGUUAUCGGAACAGUAUUAUCAACACCUCCUUAA
Messenger RNA from Plasmodium gallinaceum, 1425 nucleotides. Its product is annotated as allantoicase, putative. Gene Ontology annotation, biological process: allantoin catabolic process. The record is from RefSeq and is a predicted model, not a curated record. The coding region runs from base 1 to 1425 and encodes 474 amino acids. Lineage: Eukaryota; Apicomplexa; Aconoidasida; Haemosporida; Plasmodiidae. The transcript has a single exon. Gene Ontology annotation, molecular function: allantoicase activity.